This is a messenger RNA of Andrographis paniculata, 1414 nucleotides long. Its product is annotated as GDSL esterase/lipase At1g71691. The record is from RefSeq and is a predicted model, not a curated record. Gene Ontology annotation, molecular function: hydrolase activity, acting on ester bonds. The transcript has 5 exons. NCBI's taxonomy places the organism in Eukaryota, Viridiplantae, Streptophyta, Magnoliopsida, Lamiales, Acanthaceae. Bases 126 to 1232 code for a protein of 368 amino acids.
CACCCAGCCCUGCUCCCCUCCCCCUCUCCAUAAAUACAUACGUACCUCUACACCCUCCCCAUUUACACUUUACUUACUACACCGCACAUAACCACAACGCUCGUAUCUCUCUCACUCUCACUCUCAUGGCAGCCACCGCGCUGAGCUUCUCCGGUCUUGUUGUGGUUGUUUUCUUGUUGGGUCUGAGUGCGAGGGCAAGGGCGCAGGAGGGCCAGGGGAGGAGGGCAAUGGUGCCUGCAAUGUUCAUAUUUGGGGAUUCUCUAAUCGACAAUGGCAACAACAACAACCUCCCUUCCCUCGCUAAAGCCAACUAUUUCCCUUACGGCAUUGAUUUCCAGGGCGGCCCCACCGGCCGCUUCUCCAACGGCUACACCAUGGUUGACACUAUCGCUCAACUGCUUGGGUUGCCUCUCAUUCCUGCCUACUCUGAGGUGUCCGGCGACGGGAUGCGCUAUGGAGUUAACUAUGCCUCUGCUGCUGCUGGCAUUCUUGACAUCACUGGCAGAAAUUUCGUUAGCCGCAUUCCGUUCAACCAGCAGAUCAGGAACUUCGAGAACACUCUUGAUCAGAUCAGCAACAGCUUUGGUGGUGGUGCAGCAGCGGACGUGUCGCAGGCCCUCGCCAAGUGCAUCUUCUUCAUCGGGAUGGGCAGCAAUGACUACCUUAAUAAUUACCUCAUGCCUAACUACGACACCAAAAAUCAGUACAAUGCCCAACAGUUUGCGGAUCUCCUGGUCCAACAGUACUCCCAGCAGCUCACUAGGCUGUACAAUCUCGGGGCUCGGAAGUUCGUGGUAGCAGGGCUGGGGCUAAUGGGUUGUAUACCAAGCAUCCUUGCCCAAAGCAACGUGGGUGGAUGUUCGGAUGCGGUGAACCAGCUGGUUCUCCCCUUCAACACCAACACAAAGGCCAUGAUCAACAACCUCAGCCUCAAUCUCCCUGGUGCGCGCUUCUCCUACAUCGACGUCAACGCCAUGUUUCAGGAUCUGCUUGCCAAUGCUAGAUCAUACGGGUUCGAUGUGGUGAAUCGUGGGUGCUGCGGCAUUGGAAGGAACAGGGGGCAGAUCACUUGUCUUCCAUUCCAGACUCCCUGCCCAAACAGGAGCCAGUACGUGUUCUGGGAUGCAUUCCACCCCACUGAAGCUGUUAACAUCUUGUUUGGGAAGAGGGCUUUCAGUGGCAAUACCGAUGUUGUUUACCCCAUCUCCGUACAGCAACUGGCCACCCUCUAACACAGCACAACACACCAUAUCACAUUUAUUUAUUAUACUAUACAGACUACACUAGUAUUUAAUUUUCACCAAAUCGCCUGUUGCAUCCCAUCCCCAUCCCCAUCUCUACUGUUGCGGGCUGCACUUGCAGUUUGUUCUUCCUCAAGAAUUGGAUUUGAUCAAUCAACAUUCUUCUUCUUCUU